GUUGGACUGCGGCAGAUGGUCGAGCAAGUGGUGAAGACGCACUCGUUGCAGCAGCAAGAGGACACGGACUCGACGCGUAACGUGCGCGGGGAGGUGUCCACGAAGACGACGUUCCAACGCAGUGCAAAGGGCAAUGUAACCAUCUCCGAGUGCGACCCGAACGGACGUUUCAUCACUCUCGAGAACACACAUCGCUCGAGAGAUGAAAAUCUCGGAGAGCACAAACUCAAAAGGAAGAUCGAUAAUAGACGCGAAAUCGUCUAUGUUAUUCCAGCUAACGUGGUGCUCAAGGCUGGUCGCACCAUGAAGGUGGGCCUUUUUUUAUAUAAUAAUAAUUAA
Molecule: messenger RNA, 339 nt
Organism: Anisakis simplex (herring worm)
Lineage: Eukaryota; Metazoa; Nematoda; Chromadorea; Rhabditida; Anisakidae
Source: the annotation of a GenBank genome assembly